This is a messenger RNA of Rhineura floridana, 1855 nucleotides long. It is a transcript of the gene TDO2, whose product is annotated as tryptophan 2,3-dioxygenase. The transcript is spliced from 12 exons. The coding region runs from base 317 to 1423 and encodes 368 amino acids. Gene Ontology annotation, molecular function: metal ion binding; L-tryptophan 2,3-dioxygenase activity; heme binding. NCBI's taxonomy places the organism in Eukaryota, Metazoa, Chordata, Lepidosauria, Squamata, Rhineuridae. The record is from RefSeq and is a predicted model, not a curated record.
GAGGAUGGGGAAGAUGACAAAUCACAAGAAGGGCUAAAUAAAGCUAGCAAAGGUGGCCUUAUCUAUGGAGACUAUCUGCAGCAUCACUUCCUUUGAAACAUCUCGAAGGGAUUUCACAAUACAAUAAAAACAUACAUAAAACAAUUGCAUAUAUAAAAACAGUGAAAACAAGGUAUAUAUAAAAACAAUGAAAAAAAUAUAGAAACAGUUAAAACACUUGCAUAUAUAUAAACAUUUUCAAAUCCAAUACGGAUACUGUCUGGGGGAAAAAAUCUUCAGCAGAUGAUGAAAAGACAAUAGAGGUGGCAUCUGUCUGAUGUGUAACAGGAGGGAGUUCCAAAAGCUGGACAAAAUAUUGAAUGCUCAGGAGCUUCAGAGUGAUAAGAAGGGAAACAAAAUCCAUGAUGAACAUCUGUUUAUUGUGACCCAUCAAGCUUAUGAACUAUGGUUCAAGCAGAUCCUGUGGGAAUUGGAUUCUGUUCGAGUGAUAUUUCAAAAUGGUCAUGUGAGAGAUGAGAGGAACAUGCUUAAGGUUGUUGCUCGAAUGCACAGAAUUUCAAUGAUCCUUAAAUUACUUGUGGAACAAUUUUCUGUUCUCGAAACUAUGACUGCCUUGGACUUCUUUGACUUCAGAGAUUAUUUGAGUCCAGCUUCAGGAUUUCAGAGUUUACAGUUUCGAUUACUGGAGAAUAAGAUUGGUGUGCCUCAGAGCCUGAGAGUCCCAUACAAUAGAAGACAUUACCGGGAUAACUUCAAGGGAAAAGAGAAUGAAUUACUGCUUAAAUCUGAACAGGAGCCAACUCUCCUCCAGUUAGUGGAAGCUUGGUUGGAAAGAACGCCAGGACUCGAAUCAGAAGGAUUUAAUUUCUGGGGGAAAUUUGAAAUGAAUGUACUUAAGGGACUAGAAGAAGAAUUUGCAAUGGUGCAGGCCAAACAAGACUUGGAGGAAAAAGAAGAUCAACUGGCAGAACUUCAGAAACAAAAAGAAGUGCUUAUUUCAUUGUUUGAUGAAAAACGCCAUGAACAUCUUCUUAGUAAAGGUGAAAGAAGGCUGUCCUAUAAAGCGUUGAAAGGAGCUUUAAUGAUCUACUUCUACAGAGAGGAGCCUCGUUUUCAGGUUCCAUUUCAGCUUCUCACUUCUCUUAUGGAUAUUGAUGUGCUGAUGACUAAAUGGAGAUAUAACCACGUGUGUAUGGUGCACAGAAUGAUUGGCAGCAAGGCUGGGACAGGAGGAUCUUCAGGGUAUCAGUAUUUACGCUCAACUGUGAGUGACAGAUACAAAGUGUUUGUUGAUUUGUUCAAUCUUUCGACAUAUUUGGUGCCACGACAUUGGAUCCCUAGGCUGAACCCAACUGUUCAUAAAUUCCUUUACACAGCAGAAUAUUGUGACAGUUCCUACUUUAGCAGUGAUGAUUCAGAUUAAAAAUCUUGUGAAUAAACUUUGUAAACUGAAAAAGCUUGAUCCUUUCAUGUUAUACUUUAUACAUAUAUUAAGUAACUAUAUACAGUAUGUUUAUAUCUAUUUAUUCACAAUGUACUAUAUAUAGCCUUAGUCCCGUUUACACCUCAGAUCCAUUUAUUUUAACUGUUUAAAACUGUCAUGGUCUUGUCUAAAAUCAUUUUCUCUGAUUUGUUAAGCUGGCCUGUAGUGUGCUAGACUGCUGUUUUAGGCUGCAGUUCUCUCCCUAUUUACUUGGGAUGAAGGGCCAUUGAACUCAGUGGGGCUUACUUGUGAAUAGACAUGUAUAGGAGCUGUGUUCUUAGUUGCAUAACUGUAAAGACAAUGUUUUUAAUUAUAUAAGUGACUUGCCUUGGAGCGUAGAAAUAUUGGAAAUGAAAUAAAAAUUUAAUUCUA